Messenger RNA from Sycon ciliatum, 2560 nucleotides. RefSeq names its product aromatic-L-amino-acid decarboxylase-like. Bases 287 to 1759 code for a protein of 490 amino acids. Gene Ontology annotation, molecular function: histidine decarboxylase activity; pyridoxal phosphate binding. The transcript has 15 exons. The record is from RefSeq and is a predicted model, not a curated record. Gene Ontology annotation, biological process: histamine biosynthetic process; L-histidine catabolic process. NCBI's taxonomy places the organism in Eukaryota, Metazoa, Porifera, Calcarea, Leucosolenida, Sycettidae. Gene Ontology annotation, cellular component: cytoplasm.
CUUUGAAGUCGCGGGAAAAAGGCUGUGCAGUUCAUGGCGACUUGCCGUCACAUCGCGGCACGGAGUCUUCACUUGAUGGAUUGUAUUGUAAAGGCGGCGAUCUGCUAUGUUGUCAAAGCUUCGUCGACGGGAAUACCGCAGAUUGUUGUUAUGCUGGAGUUGAAAAGUGAAGCUGAGCUGGAACAGCGUCUGACUCCGUGAGAACUGUUAUCCCAUAAUAACCGAAAGACGUAUUUCCUUUGCCGGUCAAUGCAAAUUUUGACACUAGGAAAACAUCGACACCACCAUGGAUUUCGACUUAUUCCUUGUGAACGACCUUCCCGAUCUUCCAACUUUCGACUCAAAUGCUCUGGAAAAUGAAAACGUGGAGGCUGUGUGCGUACCCCAGUAUGCACCGGGUUAUCUACGCUCUGUUCUACCGGCGGCACUUCCUAACGAUGGUGAAGCCUAUCGGAAGGUAUUGAAGGAAAUCAGGAAGUACAUCAGACCAAAGGCGAUACCAUGGCAAGGUGCUAACUACUUUGCCGAUCUGCCAACCAGCCAACACUACACCAGUGUCAUGAGUGAUAUGAUCUCUGACUCAAUUGGACGUGGGAAACAUUCCUGGAUCCAUAGUAAUGCAGCUGAUGAUCUUGAAGAGAUUAUGUUGGACUGGCUAGCAAAGAUGCUUGGCUUACCAGUGGAGUUUCAUUUUUGUGACUCAAGGGGCAAGGAGACCGGUGGUGGAGGAGUUAUACAGGGUGGAUUGACCACUGCCACAUCCUCUACCAUACUGGCAAGCAUGCAGAAAGCACUGCUGCAUCUUGAUAAGGAGUUCCCUGAAACAAGUGAAGGAGAGGAUUUCUCUCGCAUGGUGGCGUAUUGCUCAGAUAAGGUGGUGUCUUUGUAUGCACCACGUAUUACGAUACGUCCAGUGGAUAGCGACUUGAAAAGAGCUCUACAAGGACGUGCUCUUGAAGCUGCGAUUGAGCGAGAUCGAGAGGAUGGACUUUUCCCCAUUUAUGUCAUGGUGGAACUUGGAUCAGGACCAGGCUGCUUCUUUGAUAAUCUGAGCGAGAUUUCAAAAAUUGCAAAGAGAGAGAACCUAUGGCUGCAUGUCAAUGCUGGCUCAGUAGGCUCUGCUUUUGCUUGUCCAGAGUUCCGCAAAUCUCUAACAGGAAUUCAGAAUGUAGAUUCAUUUCAGUUCACACCCAACAAGACAAUGAUUCAGCUAUUUAAUGGAACAUGUUUGUGGGUGAAGUCUCUGCAAGAUUUCAGUGAGGUUUUCGGCUCUAAGCCGGCACCUUUCUUUCCAAGCAGAUUCUUGAAACAUGCUACUCCUUCCUAUGACCAUUUCAAACUAGUAAUUGAUCGGCGUUUCCUUGCGCUACAACUUUGGUUCAACCUGCGCAACUUCGGUGUAAAUGGUCUGCAGAGUGUACUACGUGAGAGACAUACCAAUGCCAAGCAACUUAUAAGUUAUCUUAGGAAUGACCGACGUCUGGAUGUUGUUUCUGAGCGGGGAUCGCCUCUUCGCGGUGAAGUUCUCUUCUACGUACUUGGUAACAGAAUGCUCACAGAGCUCUUACUGGAUAAGUUGAUGGCCACGCAUCCUGUUGCCAUGGAGAUAGAGGAGACCAGCGAUGAACUUGUCAUGAUAAAGGUGGAUAUUUUCGAGUAUCCUACCCUCGAAGACGUUGACCGCCUUUGGAAGCUGAUUUUCUCUUGCAUGAACAAACUACUACCUGAUGCAAAAAGGCGUGCAAGACUUCUCAUGUGAUGCUACCGCACCACAAGUAUGUGAGCAAACAACACUCAUCUUCUGCACCAAUAUUCUAUUUGAUCUCAUAAUAAUUAUUAACCCGAAUGCUGCAUGGGCAAUACGUGCCGCAGUGUGAAUAGUGAUCAUGCACCUUGGGUGGCUCCUCUGGCUAGCAUGGCUGAUGGAAAGUCAGCCCACCUUGGCCACGCAAUGUUCAUCAGCAUAACCCCAGUCGCAAAGCACAAGUAAGUGGAAUUGGACCGUUGUCCAAAAACUUUAGAACAGCUUGAUGCAUGCUGCAACACAGUCAGCAAGAGAAAGAGGCCGUGGGUGGAUUUGUUCUCGCUUUUGAUGGCUGUGACCAUCCUUUGGUGUGGCCAAUAAUGCGUUCAUGCUACAGUGUUUUCUUGCGCUGCCAGCUUUAUGCCCAGCGAGUGAAUGAGACCCGAUCCCUGGAAAGGCUCCAUUGGAGCCACACACCGGGUUUCCGUUAACCCAGUAAGGAUUCUAAUUUUUUCUUUGACAUGGCCGCAUAGGACUUCCCUGCAUGCAUUACACAGGGCUCUUUUGUAUCGUGAACUGCAAUAAGGAAAUGUUUGGAUAGUGCUAAGCCGAGCGUAACGUCAGGGUGUCCCUGCAUCUGACCUUAUCGCGUGUGAAGGCACAACUGAUUUUAUAUGAUUCUUUGAUGGGACCAGUACAGUGCAUACCUCUGAGGUUUUGAGCAAUUUAAAAAUAUUUGUAAACAUGCUUUCUCUGCGGCUAUGCAUUGCCACGGUUUCAUUCUUCAGACCUGAUACUUUUGAAUGGAUUGGCACA